This is a messenger RNA of Asparagus officinalis (garden asparagus), 956 nucleotides long. Its product is annotated as vacuolar protein sorting-associated protein 2 homolog 1-like. The coding region runs from base 157 to 828 and encodes 223 amino acids. The transcript is spliced from 5 exons. Lineage: Eukaryota; Viridiplantae; Streptophyta; Magnoliopsida; Asparagales; Asparagaceae. Gene Ontology annotation, cellular component: ESCRT III complex; multivesicular body. Gene Ontology annotation, biological process: protein transport; late endosome to vacuole transport; endosome transport via multivesicular body sorting pathway. The record is from RefSeq and is a predicted model, not a curated record.
AUCUCGGGAAGGGUUUUCCCUGCAAAAUCCCACGAUCUCAAUCAAAAACUUGGAGAAUCCAAAGAUCGAAUCUGCUCCUAAACUUCUUCAUCUAUAAGCAAUAAUCACUUCUCAUCGACAAAGAGGAAUCGUUGCGGUUUCGAUCCAUCGGCGACGAUGAGUUUCCUCUUUGGGAAGAAGAAAACCCCUGCCGAGCUUUUGAGGGAGAAUAAGCGGAUGCUGGAUCGAUCGAUUAGGGAAAUUGAGAGGGAGAGGCAGGGAUUGCAGAAUCAAGAGAAAAAGCUCAUCACAGAGAUCAAGAAGAGCGCCAAGCUAGGGCAGAUGGGUGCUGUCAAAGUCAUGGCAAAAGACCUCAUUCGAACAAGGCAUCAAAUCACCAAGUUCUAUGCUCUCAAAUCUCAACUCCAAGGUGUUUCUCUUAGAAUACAGACGCUAAAAUCUACACAAGCAAUGGGUGAGGCCAUGAAGGGUGUAACCAAAGCAAUGGGACAAAUGAACAGACAAAUGAACCUACCAGCCUUGCAGAAGAUAAUGCAAGAGUUCGAGAGGCAGAAUGAGAAGAUGGAGAUGGUCAGCGAGGUGAUGGGUGACGCCAUUGAUGAUGCCUUGGAAGGAGACGAAGAGGAAGAAGAAACAGAAGAACUAGUUAGCCAGGUCCUAGAUGAGAUUGGUAUUGACAUCAAUUCAGAGCUUGUCAAAGCUCCAUCAUCUGCUGUGGCUGCGCCAGUUGCAGGAGGUAAGGUUGCGCAAGCUGAAACAAGUGGAGCUGAUGGCGGUGGGAUUGAUGAUGAUCUACAAGCAAGGUUAGACAAUCUGAGGAAAAUGUAAUUUAUUUACCUUGCUAGUUUGAGAUAAUUGACUGGGGGAAAAUGUAUUAUAUGUAUACCCUACCGUUUGGUAUUCUCAAAUGAUUCAAUGAGAUUAUGUUUGCAUGCGUGUCACACAUUUCUUUUAGA